Molecule: messenger RNA, 1113 nt
Organism: Symbiodinium sp. CCMP2456
Lineage: Eukaryota; Dinophyceae; Suessiales; Symbiodiniaceae
Source: the annotation of a GenBank genome assembly
AUGACAGCACAUGCAAUAACAUCUGGCCAAGACUAUGCGGCGGCGUCGGCGUGGCAUCACAUAUUGCUUUACUUGUGGUCCGUGGCAGUUGGAGCUUCUGUGGCCGCCUGCGGGGUGUUCUCUUUGCGGCUGAAUGGACAUGUGCAACCAGGCAGAUCUGAGUAUCAUGCCAUAUACAUAGCUACAAUCGCAAUUGCCAUUGGCGGAUUAUUGCUUCUUCCUUCCGCACUGAUGAACAAGGAGCCGUGGGGUAGGCCCAGAUCCCGGUAUUCACUCCUUGGCGGCGUCAUGAUUGUCGCCGAGUUCGUGACUGUGCCGGCUUUCCGACAUUUGGGUGUGCAGAUCGUCCUUCUAGCAAUGUUAUCGGGCAUGCUUGCCGGCGGCAUGGUUUUUGAUUGUGCAAGUCGCAAGUUUCGCUGGUCAGAGCCUCGCCGGAUAGUCGGCUUCUCAAUCGUGCUCAUUGCCGUGGUUUUAAACUAUGGUGGAGAUAUUCUGUUCCCAAAAGCUGGCGCAGAAGUCAAGGAGUUCACCGUCGAAUCCUUCAUGUGGGUAAUAAUUUCCUUUUUUUGUGGGAUUGGCUAUGCACUCAUGGCGAAGUGCAACUCGCAGUUGGCACUGGAGCUGGGUUCUGCAAGCCGUGCCACUGUAGUUUGCGCAGUUGUGGUGGUAAUCUGCCGAAUCCCGCUGAUGUGGUGGAUUUACUUUGGGAAGGGCAUCCACCCUGAGCUCUUUGUCUCGGACUGGCCGUGGUGGCUCUUGGCUUCGGCCCAGAGUGCGCUGUACAAUGGAUCUUUGGCAGUACUGCCAGGCCUCCUUGGCUACACGGUCAACUACUUCGUCAUGCUAGUGGGCAAGCUCGCGUUUAGUGCGGUGAUCGAUGCGGCUGGCUGGACGGGGCAUGUGGUGAAAAUGGACCUUUCCCGCCUCCUCAGCAUGCUACUGGUGAUGGUAGGUGUCCUGAUAUUUACCGUGAAGUCCUGGACGGAGGUUGCACGUGGCAUGGCUGGCUAUGAGUCCGAACCGGAAACCAAGUCCGAGGAAGACUUCGAUCUUGUACAGGUGGUUGACGCUGUCUGCUCUGACCAUGAGGAAGACACCGACAUGACAAAGUGA